Messenger RNA from Hyla sarda, 2410 nucleotides. It is a transcript of the gene CDK2, whose product is annotated as cyclin dependent kinase 2. Bases 144 to 1037 code for a protein of 297 amino acids. Gene Ontology annotation, molecular function: cyclin binding; ATP binding; cyclin-dependent protein serine/threonine kinase activity. The transcript is spliced from 7 exons. Gene Ontology annotation, cellular component: cytoplasm; nucleus; cyclin-dependent protein kinase holoenzyme complex. Lineage: Eukaryota; Metazoa; Chordata; Amphibia; Anura; Hylidae. The record is from RefSeq and is a predicted model, not a curated record. Gene Ontology annotation, biological process: regulation of G2/M transition of mitotic cell cycle; G1/S transition of mitotic cell cycle; protein phosphorylation.
CCCAAUCGCAAGUUGCAGGGGCGUGUCUGGCUGGUGGCGGGAAGUUUUCGGGGUCAGCAUUGUAGGGGUUCCGGAAGAGUCCCGUUACCGAAUCCAGCCGAGGGUCCCGGAUCAGGAGGUCAUCCCCGGGCUCCGCAGCUGCCAUGGAUAACUUCCAGAAGGUGGAGAAGAUCGGGGAGGGCACGUACGGGGUCGUGUACAAAGCUCGGAACCGACUGACCGGGGAGGUGGUGGCGCUGAAGAAGAUCCGCCUGGACACGGAGACAGAAGGGGUACCAAGCACAGCCAUCAGAGAAAUCUCACUUCUCAAGGAACUAAACCAUCCCAACAUAGUCAAGCUACUAGAUGUCAUUCACACAGAGAACAAGCUAUAUCUGGUCUUUGAGUUUCUUAACCAAGAUCUGAAGAAAUUUAUGGACAGCUCGAAUAUUACAGGGAUCCCAUUGGCUCUUGUUAAAAGUUAUCUGUUCCAGCUUUUGCAAGGUUUGGCUUUCUGCCACUCACAUCGCGUCUUGCAUCGUGACUUAAAGCCACAAAAUUUACUUAUUAACUCUGAUGGAGCGAUCAAGCUUGCAGACUUUGGGUUGGCUCGAGCGUUUGGUGUGCCAGUUAGAACCUAUACCCAUGAGGUGGUCACACUGUGGUACAGAGCACCAGAAAUUCUUCUUGGCUGUAAAUACUACUCCACAGCUGUAGAUAUUUGGAGCCUCGGCUGCAUCUUUGCAGAAAUGAUAACACGAAGAGCUUUGUUCCCAGGGGACUCUGAGAUUGAUCAGCUGUUCCGUAUUUUCCGAACACUGGGAACUCCUGAUGAAACUACAUGGCCAGGAGUAACGUCUAUGCCAGACUAUAAAUCCACAUUUCCAAAAUGGGCUCGGCAAGAGUUUAGCAAGGUGGUACCACCACUGGAUGAAGAUGGCAGAGAUCUUUUGGCUCAAAUGCUCCAGUAUGAUUCCAACAAGAGGAUCUCUGCCAAGGCCGCCUUAACGCAUGCCUUCUUCCGUGAUGUCAGCAGACCCCUUCCACAUCUCAACUAGCCUGGUUCUGAGGAAAGGAGUGUCUUUAUAUGUGAUGGCACAGCAGAGCAAUGUAAAAUAGGACUCUAAGCUUCAAGAAUGAUAGAACAUGUAUCAUACCUUCCUAUUUAUUACUAUGGCUUUUUAGUGUGCCGUCCAAACAGGUUUUUAUAAAUGUCCUUUUACAGAUGACUGCUCAUGUUUUAUAUCCUAUUUUUGAUAGUAAAACAGCCAUAGAUGUACCACAUAUGGAUCGUCUCCUGUUAUCCAGUUAAAUGACAGUACAUGAUAUGUACAAUAACAACAACUUUCUUGUACUUUACCAGUUUGAUCCUGCAGUGUAGAUAAAGUUUAUAAACCCUGGAGAAUAAUUGGGAUCUCGAUGCCACACAACCAAUUCUGCCUGGAGAACAGCGUCUACAUUGUGAACAGAAGGUGUUCUGCAUUGAGGAUGAACAGGACCUUUCACAGAGUGCUUGAUGGAAUUCCUUGUUUUCUAGAUUUCGACGUUUGGAACUAUAAACAAAGACAUCAGCAGAAACUUUUCUUUCCCUAUGCACCUGUCAGGAGCUACAAGUGGUUCAUUUAUGGAAGUCUCAGCUGGACAUAAAGAAUGGGACUGUACCAUUUUGUGCAGCGUUGGUCAUUUCUGUAGUCCCAACAAACAGAAGUAUGUACAGAACUUUACUUCUUAAAGGGGUUGUACAUAAUUGGAAAAACAUGGCUGCUUUUGUUCAGAUGCAGCACAACAGCUUUCGACGUGGUGUAUGUGGUAGAGCUAUGCUACAAUACAAACCAUAAAUGGGUGUGACACUGUAUUUGGGACACAGCAGCCAUGGUUUUCCGAUCCUGCACAACCACUUAGCUCGUUGCACAAAUUGUAAAAUAUCGUAUAAAACUCAAGUCUGCACCUUGUUUCGUGUUAAUCAGUUUUUAUGUAUUAAAGGGGUUAUCCAGGAAAAAAAAAAAACUUUUAUAUCAACUGGCUCCAGAAACUUAAACAGAUUUGUAAAUUACUUCUAUUAAAAAAAUCUUAAUCCUUUCAGUACUUAUGAGCUGCUGAAGCGGAGUUGUUCUUUUCUGUCUAAGUGCUCUCUGAUGACACCUGUCUCGGGAACUGUCCAGAGAAGAAGCAAAUCUCCAUAGCAAACCUCUUCUACUCUGUGCAGUUCCCGAGACAAGCAGAGAUGUCAGCAGAGAGCACUGUUGCCAGACAGAAAAGAACAACUCAACUUCAGCAGCUGAUGAUUAUUGGAAGGAUUUACAAAUCUGUUUAACUUUUUGGUGCCAGUUGAUAUAUAAAAAAUUUUUUUCCUGGAAUACCCCUUUUAUGUUUUAAUGUAGUUGGUAUGUUUUUAGUAUAUAUUUGCUUGUUAAGUUGGCUAAUUAAAAUA